Messenger RNA from Pectinophora gossypiella (pink bollworm), 2812 nucleotides. RefSeq names its product late secretory pathway protein AVL9 homolog. The record is from RefSeq and is a predicted model, not a curated record. Bases 141 to 2033 code for a protein of 630 amino acids. The transcript has 7 exons. Gene Ontology annotation, cellular component: cytoplasm. NCBI's taxonomy places the organism in Eukaryota, Metazoa, Arthropoda, Insecta, Lepidoptera, Gelechiidae.
CCGUCAUUCAUUCAAAUUUGACGUUUGGUUUGGUCGCAAAAUACAAUGACGUGAAUUGUAUUUAUUUAUUCGUCAUGGACAUUUAUUUCUCCAACUUAUAUGUAUUUAAAAUUUAAUUAAUAAGUAAAGAACCGUUUAUCAUGUCUUUUAUAAGCGAUCCAGUUCUAAAUAUUAUUGUGGUAGGCUUCCAUCACAAGAAAGGAUGCCAGGUAGAACAUUGCUAUCCAGAAUUAGUACCCGGGUGCCCUACAGAGCUACCGGCGGUGUGGCGACAUUUGCCUGCCCUAGCUCUUCCAGAUGGCUCACAUAACUAUCUCUCAGACACAAUAUACUUCAAUUUACCUGGUCUAACAGAACCUGCACAUACAGUUUACGGAAUAUCAUGCUUUAGACAAAUUCCGGUAGAGCAAGUACUUCAAAAGACAGAAGAUAUGACUCGGAGUUCAGUUCAGAAGAGUGUGUGUGUUAUAUGUCGCUAUCCUCUAUUUGGGCGGCUGGCUGUAAAGAUGGAACUGGUGGUGCGUGCCUGGUUUCUUCAAGGGGAUUUCUCACAAACUAAACUCUUGGAAGAUGCUUAUAAGCAUCUCAAUAGCUGUCCUGUUCAAAUAGACCAGACCCUUGAAGGGCUGUCUGUUCAGAGAUUAGUGGAAAAUUGGAAGCACAAAGCUCUGCUGCUGUUCAAGCUUUUAUUGUUGAGACGAAAGGUUUUAAUUUAUGGGUCUCCAGCAGGGACUUUGUCUGCUGCUCUGUUAACUCUUGUGUCCUUACUACCUCGAUGCUUAGAACAUGGCUUAUCUAGAGCUGCAAAUGUUACGUUGUCCAGGCCUCUUUCACCUGUUGCUGAAAUACCAGAUAAUAAAUUACAAGACAUUGGUGAUGCUGCUAAAGAAGGUGAUGAGCCAUACAUAAAUGGGACCUGCCAGUCUGAGGAGACAGAAGAGCUCACAGUUAAAGAGUCAGGAAAUAUGGAGGAAGAGAAAGAUCAAAUAAGUGGCCAAAGUUUUGAAGAAGCUACAAUUGGAGAUGGUUCAGACAAAAUAGAUUUUGUGAGUAGAGAGAAAUGUCACAGUGUUGGUGAGAAGUAUAAACCACAAAAAGCACCUGUUGAAGCUCAGUUAAGCCCAACAAUGGCCAGAGAUAUGAGUGUUGAUGGUUUAUACAAUUUGACAGGUCAGAUUGAUCAAGCUGAGUGUGGGUUCCCACUGCCAUUGUUUGAAGAUGGUUACUUAUGUCUACCAUACCUGUCACUACAAUAUUUAGACAUAUUAUCAGAUUCAGCGGUAGAAGGAUUUGUUGUUGGGGCAUCUAAUGUAUUAUUUAAGCAAAAGAGGCAAUUAUUUGAUGUACUUGUAGAGUUAAAUGAAAUGAGGAUAGAGACAGGUGAUUUGAUGCUUAGAAGGCAGCUAACCCUUAGCACAGAAGACCUGCGUUUUGCUGAUCAUGUGGUGCGGCAUGCCUCCACGCAAGGUGACGCCUGGAUUCGUGACCAGUUUGCAAGCUACUUAAUUUAUCUUUUAAGAACUUCCCUGCUUCCAGAGGGAAGUCGAGAAAUUGAUUCAUAUAAUGCUCAAUUUAUGGUAGCAUUAAAGUGUACUCCUGCUUACCAACAGUGGUUGAAAACUACUAACAAUGGCGAUAUAGAGGCUUUCACAAAUCUUGCGCCCAUUCAUCCAUUUUCUGGACAGCUAUCAGUCGCUGACAUGAAAUUAAAGUUCACUCAUACCAUGUCGACAACUGAAGGAGGCAGGAAAGUGACGGCGGCGGUGGCCAGCACGGGGCGGGCAGUGGCGACCACGUCCCGCGCGGUGGGCGGCGCGCUGUCGCAGGCGCGCGGCGCACUGUCGGGCUGGUGGAGCGCGCUCACGGCGCCCGCCGCCGCCGCCGGCGACGAGCGGCGAGCAGCCUCCGAUGCCGAGGACGCGAUAGACCAGCUCGACGAAGACAACAGAAAAGAAACCACCGAUACUCCGGACCCUCCCGACAAAUCUAUCGAGAGUAACACUAAUAAUUUUACUAAAAUACAAGUUAUUUAAUCUUCGACGUAAGAUAGUAGUUGUUUCCACGUAUAAAACCCUUUUGAGCCAAUCUUCAAAUUGAGCAUUUGAAUGAAAUUAACUCUUAUUUUUAACUAAUGUAAAUAUGAAGAACUAUUCUUUGUGCUGUGGUUAUUAUAGUGUUGAAGUUGAUUAAUUGGCGCACCAACUGGAGAUUAUUAAGUAUUUAUUUCAUUAAAAUAAAUUGUGAUGUUCGAAUAAGUAGAAUCGUUUAUUUAUAUAUUGCACAAAGGCUUCACCUAUGUGUGGAGGGAUUAUGUUUUGAUUGCAAUUUUCAAUUAUAUGAAUAUUAUGAAUCACUAGUGUAUAUAAUAUUCCUUCAACAACUAAAAAGUUGGUUAUGAGAUGUUAUAAUUUAGUGCACAUCACGAUCGGAUAAUGUAUCUCUUGUAAAUUUAAUUAUAUGUAUAUCUUGGAAAAUGUAGAUAGUAUACGUAGACUUUGAUACAGGUAGCAAUCUCGGGGAGAAACUAUUUUUUGUUGAUAUAAAAUCUUAAUUUUUUAAAGUUAUAUUUUAAAUCUGAAGCUAAUAGAUUUUUAUUUUUUUUAGGUUUUUUACUAUUUUUAUUAGUUCCUUAUCUAAACUCUCAAAAUGGAGUAGUUGUAAACUUACUUAUCCUAUUGCAGUGCAAUCGUAGUUUAUAUCAAUAGUAAUACGUGAUUUACUUGCCACACUUAUUGAUAUUAUCCAAUCAUUCAAUAAUAAUAUAUUUCAGUUAGCUGUGGAUGUUGAUAAAUAUAAAUUUAUUAUAACUUAA